Molecule: messenger RNA, 1751 nt
Organism: Drosophila albomicans
Lineage: Eukaryota; Metazoa; Arthropoda; Insecta; Diptera; Drosophilidae
Exons: 2
Coding region: 106-1686 (526 amino acids)
Source: RefSeq, a predicted model, not a curated record
AUCACGAAUAUAACUAAACAUAUUUGUAUGUCAAAAGCAUUAUUUUGAAGUCUUUGUAAACUAUUUUAUUAUUUUUGAGCUUUAGUUGUUUGUUAAUUUCUAGCAAUGAUAUCUGAAGUUCAACCUGGGGACUGUCUGUCACCGAACAUAAGUAGUGAAGACAAUUUAAAGGAGAGUGCAACGAAGCAAUUGGAUACAAAAUUUACACCUAAAUCGUUGCAGCAGUAUUUUAUUGACAAUCAAAUAUUUCCGAAUCUCUCAUGCGUUGACACAGAUGAAGAAGAAUCAACAUUAGAUGAUCCCAAAUCAUUACGCCUAGAAAAUAAAAGUUUGUCUUCGGAAACGCUGUGCAUUAAUAAUUACGGUUGCCCCAAGAAUAAUGCGGAAAGUGUCUCAAUAAGUGUCGCUAACAGAAGUUCAUUUUAUUCGAGUGCAGCAAAACAACAUGCCCAGAACAAAACAUUGGUGUCGCAUCAAAGUGCCAAGAUUGACAUGGCUCGAAUGUAUGAAAUGGUACAGGACAUUACAAAGUGCAACUUUGGGAGGAAUGCCCCAUCAAAGUCGGACAGUAUUUCGGUGGCUCACCAUUUGGCAAUUGAGUAUGGUCGGCCCCUAACUUCCACAGAGUUGAUGAUCAUCUCGAUAAAAAAGUUUUGGUUCGAUAAUUUGGAACUGAAAAUUGGCGAUUCUUUUAUGCAUGUCGAUCGAUAUUUAUUCCUUUAUCAUUUCAAUGCUUUUAAAGGGAAUCCCAAUCUAUACCUGGAGCUACCCAGCCAUAAAGUGCCCAUGAAUCUAAUGGCCAAAUUGUAUCAUUGGUUUAUCGAUGAUAAUUAUAUGUUCCCUCUCGGUGAUGAUUUCUUAGCCAUAUAUGAGAUGGCCAAAUUCCUUGACUUACGUCGCCUCUUAGAACAGUUCUGGUUUACUUUUUCAACGAGUUCAAGUGAGGGAUUUUGGGAACAAGGUGCAUUUAAGGGCUAUCUAGAUGCACGUCAAAUGCCAUGCCCUGAUAUGAUGUCUAUUUUUCUAACUCGAAUACGCAAGUGUUUUCUUCCACUAGUCGCUUCCAUCGAGUUUCUUCAGUUGGAUGUGAACGAGUUGAUCUUUCUUUUUAAACUGGAUACUAUAAGUGUCAACUGUGAGGACGAAAUAUUCUUUACUGCUGUGCGUUGGCUAGAGUACGACUGGUCGGAGCGUAAAAAACACAUUGUAGAGAUCAUGAACCAUAUUCGUUUUCGGUUGAUAUCGCCCUGGCUGCAACGAUCCUUGCUGUAUCAUCCGGAGAACCAAAUGCUCCACGAGUUGGCCGCCAAGGAUGAAGUCAAGGCCUUGCUUUGGGAAGCGUGUCUGUUUGGAACAGCUAUUCUUGGUGCCAAAAAGUUUCCCGAUUCUUGUGACAAAUUGAUAAUGCAUCAUUACAAUAAAGUUAUAGAAAUGCAACGUUUCUGGGUCUAUUGUCCGGGCGUUCCUCAUCACCAUGAUAUCAAGUGCACGCAGUUCCGGCCGCUUACCUAUGAAACAUUCAAUCAUUUUUUAACUUGUCUUCAGUCGAAUAGCCAAACUUUUAUGGAUACAAUCAGGUGUUCGCCUCAAAAACAGUGGGUUAGCUAUGAAUGCUGCAACAGUGAUCGUAAUGUAAGCUGUAGAAUUAUUCCUCACAUGUAUAAAAUGUCACGAAAAUGUAAUUAAAAAUAUAUUGAAAAAUAUAUAAAUUAUUUGGACACAUAUUGGCAUUUCCUGGGGUCGCGAACGUA